This is a messenger RNA of Auxenochlorella protothecoides, 1311 nucleotides long. Its product is annotated as Mannan endo-1,4-beta-mannosidase 1. Gene Ontology annotation, molecular function: hydrolase activity, hydrolyzing O-glycosyl compounds. NCBI's taxonomy places the organism in Eukaryota, Viridiplantae, Chlorophyta, Trebouxiophyceae, Chlorellales, Chlorellaceae. The transcript has 13 exons. The coding region runs from base 1 to 1311 and encodes 436 amino acids. The record is from RefSeq and is a predicted model, not a curated record.
AUGGCCCUGGCCGCCAUCAUGGGCAUGAUGGGGCUCAUGAUGCAGCCUGCCGCCGCAUUCAUCUCCAUCUCGGACGGGAAGUUCGUGGAUGAGGAAUGCCGCGAGUUCACAUGGGUCGGAGCCAAUACGUGGCGCAUGCUCGAGGCCCAGGCAGGUUUGGGCGGCACUGAUGGCAAGGCCGUGGAGAACCUCAUGCAGCAGGCUGCCGCACUCAAUAUUACUGUGCUUCGCGUGUUUGCCACGGGUGUUACCCCGGAGCUGCCCCUCCAGCUGGAGCCAGGAAAGUAUAACCAAGUUGCUCUGGAGGCACUGGACGGCGUGAUGGCUGCUGCGGCAGACAACGACAUCCGUGUGACCCUGGUGCUGGCCCGCAACUGGGAUGGACCCGACAACAAGGCAGCGUACGCCUCGUGGAACGGCCUGGAGUCUCCCGAUGACUUCUUCACUUCCCCCGCCGCGCAAAAAGGGUUCCAGGAGCACAUGCAGUUCAUGGCUGAGCGCGUCAACUCCGUGAAUGGCCGUGUGUACAAAGAGGACCCCGCCAUCUUUUCGUGGAACCUGAUGAACGAACCCCGCUACUUUGACAACAACACCGCCUGCCAGUCUCAGACCGGGACAUGCACAAAUGCCAUGCAGACAUGGAUCGAGGUCAGCGCCGCCGCCCUGAAGGCAGCGGACCCCAACCACCUGGUCGCCAUCGGCUCAGAGGGAUUCUGGGGCACCAACAGCCCGAAGCUGGACCAGAACCCCAGCAACGGAGACUGGGCCGCUCAGACUGGGCAGAACUUUGUGGAGAACACCCAGGCCAAGGGCAUCGACUAUGCCGCCAUCCAUGUCUGGCCCGACAACUGGAACGUGCCCACCUCGUACCUGACCGAGUGGGUGACUCAGCACAUGGAGGAUGCGCGCACCCUGGGUGUGCCUCUGGUCGUGGAGGAGUUUGGAAAGAAUGUGACGGGCCACACUGAGCAGGAGCUGGCCAAGGCCCGGAACCCAGUCUUCCAGGCCAUCUUCGAUCUGCUGGAGGAAUCCAUCGCCAACGACGACGUGCUGAAGGGAGCCCAAUACUGGAUGUGGGACCCGCUGCUGGUCAACGAGCGCUCCGAGGGAUGGGCGGACCUGAACCAGGACCAGGUGCUGCCCACCGAAUCCACCAUGACUGACAUCAUUGCUCCUGCCGCGGCAAACGCCGCCAUGAACAAGCCUGUGGUGAGGGGCUGCACCCCCAAGGUGGCCCCCACUGCUCCCACCGCCGCGCCCUCCGACGCUGCUGCCACCAGCACUGCCGGGAGGAAGCUGAUGAUGGCCUGA